UAUUAGCAAGUGUGUUUGCUGCCUCUCCUGUUCAACUCUAGUGACUCAGUGCCUUUUUGGAGUUUACCCCCUCACCAUCUUAACACACUGGCCUUCACCAUGCUCACGGAAUCUACUUUGGACAAUUAGAUUUUUUUGCACUCGAUUAACAAGGUUCCACCUGAGGAUUGUAUGGGGGGGUUAACAAACCGGGCAGCAUUAACAUCAACCAGGUGGAACCAGCACAACGGGACAGGACGAGGUCAGCUGAGGCUUCCACAAGCAGUCACACUAUGACUAAUAAAACUGAAGCAUCUGGAGCAGGGCCCAUCAAUAUGGAAGUCCGAAAUCGGGAAGUCAUAAACUUGACACCUCCUCGGGUGAUGAACCACGGCUUUGUGGGGGUCUUCAAACGUCCUGUGCAGUGGAUGAUCAUCAUUACGCUUCUAAUCUCCUGGUCUGCAGCUGGAAUAUUUAUGUUUGACUUUGUCUCUGAUGACCAGCUGACAAAUCUACAGCACAUAAGUUCAGAUCCCAUGGCAGCUGUGAACGAAGCUGUCGAGGGCUUUACAGGCAAAAUGAGCAACUUAAAUGACAUUUUUAGUAAUGCACAUGACUACGUUGAUACUGUAAUCACCAAUCCAAUGGGUGCCAUUAAUCAGUGGGCUGAUGCCUCGACGUCGUUUCUCUUACAUGAGACAAAAGGAGUCACUUCAUAUCUUAAACCCGGCAGUGAUGUAUUAAAUGAAAUGAACGACUGGGUUAGAAGCCUGGUUGUAUAUUUAUUCCACAUGUUUGAAGAUCUGUUGGAAGUGGUGAUUUUCAAUCCUCUGGAAAUGGUUGCUGGAGCAGUCGCAAAGAUUUUAGACAUAGUCAAGGUCGUCUUGAGGUCUUUCACAGGAAUGUUUAAGAGUGCCGAAGUUUGGAUUCCUAAAACCAGCACAAGUCCUAUGGAAAUAGCCAGCGAUGUUCUUGAAGGAGCACAAAACCUCAAAAACAACAUUGUUUCCAUUUUUGCUGGUGAUGAAGGUGUUGUUUCAGACCUUAACUUUGAUCCUAUGAAAGUUGUCACAGACACCGUUGAGGAAUUCUCUGACCGUAGGGACAUGUUUUUAGCAUAUCUCUCUAAUAUCUUGAUGGCGGAUAAAGACGACACACCGCAUGUGAUCAGGAGAAAAGGAGAAUUUCUGCCACCUAAGGAAAAAGUUGCAGAGAUGCUGGUCAGGAAAAAGGAUGCAGCCUAUCAUAGUCUGAAAAGCAAGCUUUUGAAGGCGGAAAUUGCUAAAUGGGACAUGAGCGACGUUGAGGCUACAGAGAUCAAGGACCAAAGAAAGGGAUCUGAAGCGGAGGAAGAUGAUGAUGUCAUCUUGGCAGAAUUACUGGAUAAACAGAGCGAUAAGGAUCCAGGAGAAGGUAUGGAAGAUGUUGCUUACAUCCUGGAUGACAAGGAAGCAUCUGGACUAAAGGAAGAACAUCAGGAAACUGACUCACCUGAAGCUGUAUUGGGUGAAGUCAUUGAGCACAGUGAAGUGGUAAUGGAGGUAAUUCAUGAGAUUGCACUUGAAAACCCAGUUAAGACUACCAAGGAUUCUCUCACUGAUGAAGGAGGAGAAAAUGAGAAGUCAGAUGAACACCAACCUCAAACAGAUGACACAUCUUCAGAGGUUGCAUUUGAGAAGACAGUUUAUAUUUAUAAUGUUGGUGAUGAGGUUCAGACAAUAAAAUCUAUGGCAACAAUGGAUGACGAAGACCAAACCAAUGUAGACACUCACUCAGAGGAUCUUAGUGAAGAGAAACCAGUUGAAAAUGCUGAGGUUUCUGAUGUCACCGGUGAUGAGGAACCAGCACAAUUACCUCAUAAUGCAAUCAACAAGAUAGAUGAAGACCAAACUAAAGCUGGUAACACUUUCUUAGAGGCCACUAUUGAGGAGGAAUCUGUUGAUUUCACAGAUUCAAAUUCUGAGGAUAAUACUUUAAAACCUUCCAUGAAGAAAGAACCAGUUGUUUCUGGUGUCUGUGGUGAAGAAGAACCAGAAAAAAUACCUGAUGCUGUAAUAAAUGAGAGUGAUGAAGAUCAAACUAAAACUGGUGAUACAUUUUCAGAAACCACAACUAAGGAGGAAUCUUUUGCUUCCAAUGUUGAAGAAUUAAAACCACCUGCAACCAAAAGCACUGAUGAAGACCAAGCCGAGACAAACGUACCUUUCUAUGAGACCAUGUUUGAAAUGGAAUCAGUUGAUGUUUCUUUUGUUGUUGAUGAAGAGAAACCAAUAAACUCAACACAAGUUCCUCCAAAAGACACUGACAAAGAAGAAAUUAAAACAGAUACUUAUAUAGAUACGGUUCUUCAGGAGUUAGCAACCAGCAAAUCAUCUCUUGGUGCUCAAAAUGGAGUCAAAUAUAACGUGGAACAUAAAUUAAAGGUAGAUGAGAUUAAGGAAGUAAAGGAGAAAGAUAAUGGUGAAGAUUCCCAAGAAGUAGAAUCAAACGAUGACGUGGUCCAUGCUCAGAUUCAUACAGGAGACGAUGGUAUUCAGAGUGACGAUGAAAAUAAUAACAACAAUGAUAAAAAGAGACAUGUGGUUAACAGAGUUGACGUAAAGCAUGGAGCAAUGACCAAGGAAACCGGUGAUCAAGAAGACAAGCUUCAUGAAGAGAAUGAAAAAGUUCUGGAGCAAGAAAGAAUUGCCAAUGAGAAAAAAGCUCAGGAGGAAGUAUACAAAGCCAUUCAGGAUAUGCGUGCUAAAAAGGCAGCAGAAGAAACAGAAAGGAAAUUUGAUAUAGAAAAAGAGAAGAUAAAAGAAAUGGUGAAACUAAAAGAAAAGCGUGAAGAGAACGUAAGCAAGAUUGCAGAACUCAAAGAGCCUGAAGACUAUGAUGAGACGGUUAACGUUACAGUUAAAGCUGUAAAUGUCACCAUGGAGAAAAUUGUGCCACUUGUUAUAAAGAGAGAACGGGAAGCUGCUCCAAAAGAAGAGGCCAAACCAAAACCUACACUAAAAGAGAAGGCAAAGCUUAAACCUGUUUCCAAAGAAAAGACAAAACAUGUACAUGCCUCAAAAGAGCAGACAAGGACAGAACCUGCUCUACAAAAGAAGUCAAAACUUGAACCUGUUUCAAAAGAAAAGGUAAAAGAAGACGUCAAAAGCAAACCUACUCUGAAAGAAAAAGCCAAACCAGAAGAGGCUCAAAAACAGAAAAUAAAAGAUGAAUCUUUCCUGAAACAUGUUUCAAAAGAGAAAGCAAAACCAGAACCUGUUCCAAAAGAAAAGGCAAAACCUGAACCAGCUGCAAAAGAGAAGGCAAAACCUGUAUCUGCUGCAAAGGAGAAGGCAAAACUUGAACCAGCUCCAAAAGAGAAGGCAAAACCUGUAUCUGCUGCAAAGGAGAAGGCAAAACUUGAACCAGCUGCAAAAGAGAAGGUAAAACCUGUAUCUGCUGCAAAGGAGAAGGCAAAACCUGAACCAGCUCCAAAAGAGAAGGCAAAACCUGUAUCUGCUGCAAAGGAGAAGGCAAAACUUGAACCAGCUGCAAAAGAGAAGGCAAAACCUGAACCUGUUCCAAAAGAGAUAGCAAAACCAGAAACUGUUCCAAAAGAGAAGGAAAAACCUGAACCUGUUGCAAAAGCAAAGGGAAAACCUGAACCUGUUCCAAAAGAGAAGCCAAAACCUGAAACUGUUCCAGAACAAAAGGCAAAACCAGAACCUGUUGCAAAAGAAAAGGCAAAACCAGAACAUGUUGUAAAAGAAAAGGCAAAACCAGAACCUGUUGUAAAAGAAAAGGCUAAACCAGAACCUGUUUCAAAAGAAAAGGUAAAACAUGUACCUACUACAAAAGAGAAAACAAAACCUGAGUCUGUUUCAAAAGAGAAGGCAAAACCUAAAACUGUUCCAAAAGAGAAGGCAAAACCUGAAGCUGUUUCAAAAGAGAAGGCAAAACCUGUAUCUGCUACAAAGGAGAAGGCAAAACCUGAACCAGCUCCAAAAGAGAAGGCAAAACUUAAACCAGCUGCAAAAGGGAAAGCAAAACCAGAACAUGUUCCAAAGGAAAAGGCAAAACCUGAACCUGUUCCAAAAGAAAUAGCAAAACCAGAAACUGUUCCAAAAGUGAAGGCAAAACAUGAACCUGUUCCAAAAGAGAAGGCAAAAUCUGAACCUCCUCCAAAAGAGAAGGCAAAACCAGAACAUGUUCAAAAAGAGAAGGCAAAAGCCGAAGCUGUUCCAAAAGAAAAGUCAAAACCUGAAUCUUCUCCAAAAGAUAUGGCAAAACCUGAACCAGCUCCAAAAGAGAAGGGAAAACCAGAACAUGUUCCAAAGGAAAAGGAAAAACCAGAACAUGUUCCAAAGGAAAAGGCAAAACCUGAACCUGUUCCAAAAGAGAUAGCAAAACCAGAAACUGUUCUAAAAGAGACGGCAAAAUCUGUACCUGACCCAAAAGAAAUAGCAAAACCAGAACCUGUUCCAAAAGAGAAGGAAAAACCUGAAACUCCUCCAAAAGAGAAGUCAAAACCUGAACAUGUUCAAAAAGAGAAGGCAAAACCUGAAGCUGUUCUGAAAGAGAAGGCAAAACCAGAACAUGGUCCAAAAGAAAAGGCAAAAACAGAACCUGUUCCAAAGGAAAAAGGAGAAACUGAACCUGUACCAAAAGAAAAGGCCAAACCAGAACAUGUUCCAAAAGAGAAGGUAAAACCUGAACCUGUUCUGAAAGAGAAGGCAAAAACAGAACAUGUUCCAAAAGAAAAGUCAAAACCUGAAGUUGUUCCAAAAGAGAAGGUAACACCUAGACCUGUUUCAAAAGAAAAGGCAAAACCUGAUCGUGUGCCAAAAGAAAAGGCAAAACCAGAACAUGUUCCAAAAGAGAAGGCAAAACUUGAAGAUCCACCAAAAGAGAAGGCAAAACCUGAACAAGCUCCAAAAGAGAAGGCAAAACCAGAACUUGUUCCAAAAGAGAUGGCAAAACCUUUAUCUGCUGCAAAGGAGAAGGUAAAAACUGAACCAGCUCCAAAAGAGAAGGCAAAACCUGAACCUCCUCCAAAAGAGAAGGCAAAACCAGAACAUGUUCAAAAAGAGAAGGCAACACCAGAACAUGUUCAUAAAGAGAAGGGAAAACCUGAAGCUCCUCCAAAAGAGAAGGCAAAACCAGAACAUGUUCAAAAAGAGAAGGCAAAACCUGAACCUGUUGCAAAAGAGAAGGGAAAACCGGAACCUGUUCCAAAAGAGAAGGCAAAACCAGAACAUGUUCAAAAAGAGAAGGCAAAACCAGAACAUGUUCAAAAAGAGAAAGCAAAACCAGAACAUGUUCAAAAAGAGAAGGCAACACCAGAACAUGUUCAUAAAGAGAAGGCAAAACCUGAACCUCCUCCAAAAGAGAAGAGAAAACCUGAACCUGUUCCAAAACAUAAGGCAAAACUUGAACCUGUUCCGAAAGAGAAAGAAAGACCUGAAGCUGUUCCAGAAGAGAAGGCAAAACCAGAACAUGUUCAUAAAGAGAAGGCAAAACCUGAACCUGUUGCAAAAGAGAAGAGAAAACCUGAAUCUGUUCCAAAAGAGAAGGUAAAACCUAAAGCUGCUCCAGACCAAAAGGCAAAACCAGAACUUGUUCCAAUAGAUAAGGCAAAACCUGAAGCAGUUCCAAAAGAGCAGGCAAGACCGGAACAUGUUCCAAAGGAAAAGGUAAAACCAGAAACUGUUUCAAAAGAAAGGUCAAAGCCUUUAACUCUUGCAGAAGAUAAGGCAAAACCAGAAACUGUUUCAAAGGAGAAGGCAAAACCUGAAACUGUUCCAAAAGACAAGGUAAAGCCUGUAAUUGCUCCAAAAGAGAAGGCAAAGCCUGAACCUGCUUCAGAAAAGAAGGCAAAAACAGAGCCUGUUUUAAAAGAGAAGACUAAACUUGAACCUGCUCCAAUAGAAAAGGCAAAACCAGAGCCUGCUCCAAUAGAAAAGGCAAAACCAGAGCCUGCUCAAAAAGACAAGGCAAAACCGGAACAUAUUCCAAAAGAGAAGGCAAAAUCAGAACCUGCUCCAAAAGAGAGGGUAAAACCUGAACCUCCUCAAAAAGAGAAGGCAAAACCAGAACCUGUUCCAAAACAUAAGGAAAAACCAGAACCUGUUCCAAAGGAGAAGGUAAAACCAGAAUCUGUUUCAAAAGAAAAGGCAAAACCAGAAUCUGUUUCAAAAGAGAAGGCAAAACCUGAACCUGUCCCUAAAGAAAAGGCAAAACCAGAAUCUGCUCCAAAAGAAAAGGUAAAGCCUGUAAUUGCUCCAAAACCGAAGGCAAAGCCUGUAAUUGCUCCAAAGGAGAAAUCUAAACCUGAACCUGUUGCAAAAGUGAAGGCAAAACCAGAACCUCCUCCAAAAGAGAAGGCAAAACCAGAACAUGUUCAAAAAGAGAAGGCAACACCAGAACAUGUUCCAAAAGAAAAGUCAAAACCUGAAGUUGUUCCAAAAGAGAAGGUAACACCUAGACCUGUUUCAAAAGAAAAGGCAAAACCUGAUCGUGUGCCAAAAGAAAAGGCAAAACCAGAACAUGUUCCAAAAGAGAAGGCAAAACCUGAAGCUCCACCAAAAGAAAAGGCAAAACCAGAACUUGUUCCAAAAGAGAUGGCAAAACCUUUAUCUGCUGCAAAGGAGAAGGUAAAAACUGAACCAGCUCCAAAAGAGAAGGCAAAACCUGAACCUCCUCCAAAAGAGAAGGCAAAACCUGAACCUCCUCCAAAAGAGAAGGCAAAACCAGAACAUGUUCAAAAAGAGAAGGCAACACCAGAACAUGUUCCAACUGUUGUAAAAGAAAAGGUUAAACCAGAGCCUGUUUCAAAAGAAAAGGUAAAACAUGUAUCUACUACAAAAGAGAAGACAAAACACGAACAUCUUCCUAAAGAGAAGACAAAACCUGAUCAUUUACUAAAAGAGAAGGCAACACCUGAACAUGUUCCAAAAUUGAAGGCAAAAUCCGAAACUGUUCCAAAGGAGAAGGCUAAACCCGAACCUGUUCCAAAAGAGAAAACAAAACCUGUACCUGCUCCAAAGGAGAAGGCUAAACCCGAACCUGUUCCAAAAGAGAAAACAAAACCUGUACCUGCUCCAAAGGAGAAGGCUAAACCCGAACCUGUUCCAAAAGAGAAAACAAAACCUAUUCCUGCUCAGAAGGAGAUUGCAAAACAUGUACCUGCUCCAAAAGAAAAGGCAAAAGCAGAACCUGUUUCAGAAGAGAAGGCCAAACCCAUACCUUUUCAUAGGAAAGGGGCUGAAUUGGCCAAAGAGGAGGUCCCAAUAAAGAAAGAGCCUGAAGUUGCCAAAAAGGCUAUACCAAUCACAGUGAAGAAAGAGCCGGAAGCCGCUAAAGAAACACAGAUCCCUGUGGUGUAUCCCAGUGCCAAAGAUAUUGCUGUGGAAGUAGAGCUUCUUAAAGCCAUCAACCAAAAGCUGUCCAUUCUAGAUAUACUGAGAAAAGACAUUGGUGAAAUAAGAACUGAUCUGGAGGUCACGCAAAGCCAUAUCGAUCAAUUGAGGAUGGACAAUCGAACACUCAAAGCACCCAAGGAAUUCAAGGAAAAAGUAAAACCCGCAGUGAUGAAGAAAGGUACCUUGAGAGCGAAGCCUAAAAUAUCAACUGUGAUUAAAGGAAGGGAAACUCUAAAAAACAUCACUAAAGCAGCCAGUGUGAAGAAAGAGCGUGUGCUGAAGAACAUCACUAGAGCGGUGUUUGGAAAGAAAGAACAAGCUCCAAAAGAAAUUGUCCAAAAGGACGGGCUUCAACAUAAAAAGAAAGAAAAAGCCCCUGAGAUCACAUUUCCUGAAGAGAAAGAAACAAAAGAUGAGCCUGUGGUGACCAAAGCUCCUGAACCAGCAGAAGAGGAAGAAGUCCCAUACUUUCAGUGUUUCUACGUGGACGAAUAUGACAUCCAGUAUCCCUUCUUCCCAUUUUCACCACCUUUCUUAUGAAGGUCACCAGCAUCUGGUUGUGUGAAAUGUUGACAUCUACGAUACAUACAUUAACCUUCAAAGGUUACUGAUACACUAUUGGUCCUCAACGUCGAAAUCAAGGAAGUCGGGGACAAUUACUGUUAAUGAGCUUUCAAAACCGGGACAAUACAAGCAAUUCCAUUUACUGUCUACGUGUGUCUCGUUCUAGAUAUGUUUAUGCUACUGUAGAUUUGUUUAGUCUAGUAUUAGUAUUUAGUAUUUCAGAUAGUAUAGAAGCAGUUCAGGUUUGUACUUUCUUUUUCGUGUUUUGUACACUGAAUGUAAAUCUAAUAAGGAAUGGCAGAAAUGUGUGUCUGUGAAAGCUCUGACAGGCGACGAAGGAAAGAAGCACUCGUCCGAUCACAGAAAAUGUUUGUAAACGUUUUAAGCGUGUUAAGAGACGAGGUUUUAAACCUACACCUGAAUAUGCAAUGGUACUUGUGCCUCAUUUUGAUAGAGUGCUGAUUCAACGCAUUCUACUUACGGUUAAUCAAAAUGAUGGAUGAAAUAGAUUUCCUAUCACGAUGUAACAAAAAACUUCACAGAAAUCGAAGUUUAUGCAGCCACUAAAGGAACACUGUGAAGGUAUGCAGUAUCUUAAAGGAUGGAUUUGUGGACUGUGAAGUUUGCUGUAUAUAUUUCUCAUUCUAUGCUUUUCAGUCUUUUAUAUCUGCAAAUGCUGAAUGACUUUUCCAAACUAAUAUUUGUAGCUGGAUUUCAUAAUAUUUAAGUAACCAAAGCUACAAGCACUAAUUCCAUCAUCCUGUGGAAACUCCCAAAGGCAUGCGAUUAUGGGACCUUGAUGUUAAAUUAUUCCUUCAUCCUUUAAGGAAAGAUAAUGCAUUUAUGAGGUCAUCCAAUGCCAUCAUUAUUUAUUUAAUCACUAAACUGUGAUUAGAGGAAGGGCAUAGAAACUAGUGUUUACAUGAUUAUUAAAAUAUGAUACGUUAGAAAUAUGUCAAGUUAGAAAUGUGUAAACAUUAAGAAAUAGAUUAAGGAAUAAAACCUGACACAACAUGCUGUUAUUGCAAUUUAAUGGAUGAUGUGUUGGUGUGAAGCAGCCCAACAUGAAGCACAGUCACGACACGAUCCUGAAAGUUUUAUUUGUUUUAUACGAAAAACAAAUUGUCAACGAAUACAUUUUUAAAAUGAUCUCAUAACAGGAUGUAGUACUUUUUAAUUGUUUAUAUUUACAUUUAAUGCCAGCUAGUUAGUCAGUUAGUUUGUUACAUUAAAUCAGCUGUAAACAUCUGGUUAAAUUUUCUGUAACAAGGAUUGACAUUUUACUGAUAAACUAAAAAGGUCUUGAGGACCUAAGGACUUUCUUGUGAUGGAAAACUUAAAGUUGCAAUUUGUUACUACAGAAAUAUUAACGUAUUAAAACGAACGUGUCGAUAUAAACGUGACUAAAAGCCAGAAAUAUAGUCAGGACUGACUGCUGUUAUAAAAAAUAAAUCAACACCUUCUGACCAAUCGGAACUGAGAAUUCAACAGCGCUGUGGUGGAACGUACAAUCUCAACUCCAACCAUGACUCAAUUUUGUGUUUUGAAACACAGUCCUGGCUUGUCCUGGCUGGUGCAUUGAGUACGUCUUGUAAAUCUUUGCUAAUUCACUAUUUCCAAGAAUAUCUACAGACAUAUCUGUAGUUUACAUCGUAGAUAUGAACUGAGUUUGAUGCUUACAAGAAUAAGCCUUUUGUAUUUGCAUGAUAUUACUCAAAAGAACAACUUACAUCAGUUUAACUGACCAAAGAUGAUUAUUAUUGAUGCAAUUGCAUUGACAGUUUUGAGAAUUUUGGGCCAACAGUUCCAGGUAUCUUGUUUUGAUGAAUAUUGGUGCUUUAAAACCAAUAUUUUUGAUAAUACUUUGGUCCAAAUUGAACAUAAAGAUGAUAUUCAGCUUGGAAUGAGUCCAUGUAUUUUAAACAUAGUCUAAUAAUAAUCUUUUGAGAAAUGUUCCUUUAACUGCGUACAUUAUUUAUUUAUGUAAUAUUUAAUAUUCUAGCACGAUCACAGGCUGAUUAUAACAAAUCGGACUCUUCUAUCAUUACAACUCACAGAUUUUACUCUAGAGUAAAAAAAAACGGUUGAGAGUUAAGUCUAAGAAGAGCCGAGAAUUUUGCAGAAUAUGAAUAAUGACUGAUUAGAUCAUUAUUAAAUGUUUUAUAAAUGGCAAAUCCGAAAAUCUCGUAAAGAUACAUAUUUAGUUUAAAAAAAAAAAGAUCUUGCCAGCACAUUUUAAUAAACAUGUCAGUCUUAUCUACUUUAAGGUAAACUGUGCUUGAUUCAGAUGAAUUUUUAAACUGAAUCAAACCUCAUGUUUACUGAGACUUUUUCAUUCGUUUAUUAUUUACUUGAGAAAAUCUGUCACAUAUCAUGACUUAAAAGAUAAUUUUUGCUGCAUAGUUUUUUUUAAACAGCUUCAUACACAAAUUUUGUGUUCAAUAAAACAAGCUCAUUAUAUAAAAUGCUUGUUUUGAAAGCUGUUAGAUGUUUUCUGAGAUGUUGAUGAGAACUCUAAGGAAGGCGACAAUGGUGUUGUAUAUAGAAGAAAUACAGCGCAUGUUUUAAGGCACGGUGCUCCUCACACCAGCUUGGUUUAAAUUGUUCAAAUUGUCUACAAAUGCUGUAUACUGCAUAACAAUUGGCAUCUGUAUUUCUAUUUCUUUUUUGUUCAGAUUCUCAGCCAAAAUGCAUGAGGUGUGUUUUCUGCUUUGUGUAAAACUGCAGUUAGAGUAAAAACUCAUCUAAAAUCCUGGCUGAUAAAAUGAACAAGUAUGUGAGUGAGGUUUUUUUUUUGUUGUUUGUUUGUUUGUUUGUUUGUUGGUUGGUUGUUUGGUUUUACCCCAGCGGUUGUCAAAGUGACAUCCGGGGACCUCGAGGGGGCGUAGAAAAUUCACAAUUCUGCAAUUCACAAAUCUACUUUGAAUAAAUGUUUAUGAAUACUCUGAUAUGUAUUG
This is a messenger RNA of Tachysurus vachellii, 10900 nucleotides long. RefSeq names its product titin. Gene Ontology annotation, molecular function: signaling receptor binding. Bases 273 to 7919 code for a protein of 2548 amino acids. The transcript is spliced from 28 exons. Lineage: Eukaryota; Metazoa; Chordata; Actinopteri; Siluriformes; Bagridae. Gene Ontology annotation, cellular component: sarcoplasmic reticulum; membrane. The record is from RefSeq and is a predicted model, not a curated record.